Scheffersomyces coipomensis is the source of this 780-nucleotide messenger RNA. It is a transcript of the gene POP3, whose product is annotated as Pop3p. The transcript has a single exon. Lineage: Eukaryota; Fungi; Ascomycota; Pichiomycetes; Serinales; Debaryomycetaceae. Gene Ontology annotation, cellular component: cytosol; ribonuclease MRP complex; nucleolar ribonuclease P complex. Gene Ontology annotation, molecular function: ribonuclease P activity; ribonuclease MRP activity. Gene Ontology annotation, biological process: intronic box C/D snoRNA processing; tRNA processing; rRNA processing. Bases 1 to 780 code for a protein of 259 amino acids. The record is from RefSeq and is a predicted model, not a curated record.
AUGGAUAAGAAUAACAACAAGAAACAAGAUCGAAGUUCCUCAGUAAAGAAGCCUGCCAUAGCGAAGAAUUCUUUGAAAGAACUAGAGAAGAAAAGAAGACAAGUGUUCAAACCCAUUCUAGAUAAUCCUUUUACCCAAUCCAGUCAAUGGCCAUUUGUAUCACCAGACAUUGCAUCCCAAAUUAUAGACCAUCUAAGCUUCCUAUUAUCUUCAGUAGGCAAGCACAAUGAAUUAAAGAAACAGCAAAAGUCACUUGCUGGAGAUGGACCUCAAAUUUCAAAACAAAUAGUAGUUGGGUUCAAUGCUGUUGUGAGUGCUCUCGAAAGUCAAGCUCAGGUCCAUAAAUCUAUAUCUAACAUAUCACCAGAUUCAAAUCAAGAUUCCCAAUAUAUCAAGUAUAUAUUUGUUACAAAGAAUGAUAUAUCUCCUCCCAUCAUUAUAAGUUCAUUUCCAGUAUUAGCUUAUACAUCAUCCAGAAGUGAAUCCGACAGAGUCAAAUUAAUACAAUUACCAAAAGGAACCAUGGAAAAGCUUUCGAGCAUACUAAGUAUACCAAAUACAGGGAUAUUAGGAAUGGCAAAGAAGAUCCCUGAAGCUUUCAAUUUGUUCAAAUUGAUAGACGAACAUAUUUCAGAUGUGGAUAUUCCUUGGUUACAUGGCUUAUUUGAUAGGAAAUCAUCUCCAUUUCUUCCUCCAGUGAUCAAUUUUCUAUCUACUAGUGCUCCAAUCUUGCCAAAGAAGAAUGAUCAGAAGAAAAAGGCCAAAGCUAAUAAUGAUUAA